This is a messenger RNA of Nilaparvata lugens (brown planthopper), 935 nucleotides long. RefSeq lists its product as uncharacterized. Lineage: Eukaryota; Metazoa; Arthropoda; Insecta; Hemiptera; Delphacidae. The record is from RefSeq and is a predicted model, not a curated record. The coding region runs from base 201 to 935 and encodes 244 amino acids. The transcript has 3 exons. Gene Ontology annotation, molecular function: DNA binding. Gene Ontology annotation, cellular component: nucleus.
UGUAGAUUCACGUAAAAUUAUAGAUAGGAUUAUUUAAAAAGAAAUUAUUGAUUAGGGUAGGUGGGGGUAAGAGUACGAACUGUCAAUUUGAGAUGUUUUUGAAGAGUUUCAUGCUUCUGCCACCAGUCGGCAGGUCGGUUGUAAUGGCAUCUUUGCUCAUUCGUAUUCCUGAAGCAUUCUGAACGACUCUACACAAAAUAAUGAGAAACCGUCCCAGAACAAGUGCCAGGACUCAACUGACGGACGCCCUAUUUCAACAGGCUAAAUCAAUGAUGAAUGAUGGGAUAUCAAUUCGUCAGGCAGCCAAAGCCAUUGGAUUUAGUGAAGGUGCUUUGCGGAAACGACUGAAAACGGGGAAAGGGAGUCAACAACUUGGCAAAACAAGUGUUGCGCGAAUUAUGGGGUUUAACAGGGUUCAACUGAACAACUACUUCAAUAAUCUUGAGACAGUAAUGGAAAAAUACGGGUUUUCCUCAGAUCGUUUGUACAAUAUGGACGAAACUGGAGUCCAAACAGUGCCAAACAAGUUGCCCAAGCAUGUUGCUCCAAAAGGGAAAAGAGAAGUAGGUAAAUCAGUAGCAGCUGAGCAGGGGCAGACAGUGACCGUUGUGUGUAGUAUGAGUGCUGUAGGUCAUCAUAUUCCUCCUUUUUUCAUUUUUUCAAGGAAGCGAAUUAAUCCUCAGCUCAUAAAUGGAGGCCCAACAGGCUGUGAUAUGGCUGUCACAGACAAAGGUUAUAUGACUUCAGCAACAUUCAUAAUAUGGCUUAAACAUUUCCAAAAAUUUACACAUCCAACAGUAGAGCGACCAGUAUUGUUAAUUCUCGACAACCAUAUUUCACAUGUGAGCUUAGAAGCAAUCACAUAUGCCAAGGAAAACCACAUCAUCAUGCUGAGCCUCCCACCUCACAGCAGCCAUAGGACACAACCCCCUUGA